AUGCUCGUCCGACCUGCUCUUCGUGCCAGAUCUCUGAGUCGCAUUGCGUAUACCAGGAUCAUAUUUGAUCCCGCCACCAUUGCAAUUCUCGAUCGCUUGACAGAAAUCCAACAGUCUCUCAAUUCCAUAAAUCCUGAAGGGGUGACGGCGGCCCUACCUUUGAAAGGGCCGCCAAAACAGUACACGGCCGACUUAAGCCCACAAACGCCACAGACUGUGUCUCUGAAGAUCCCUGCAGCCAGGAUAUGUCCUGAUGCAAUUUUGUCGUGGCCGAUCUUCCAAGAGGUUCGCUUGCAAACAACUCUGAAUAGUCUCACUCUUGCCGACCACGAUCAUGGUCUUGAAGAAGUUGCCAACACCGAUGUCAAUUUGGCCCUCAUACCAGAUCUCAUUGACCGCUUCUUGCAGUUUGUGCACGUUAAGAAUCCCGUGGUAAAUACGGUUGUCCUACGUCAAUCGGCCGUCAGGGUCGAAGUGAGCGAGACAUCUCAGAACGCUCAUUCCUGUUUAGUGUUCCUCGCCUGCGCCUUAGGCUGUUUAGCAAGUCCACUUCAAUAUGAUUAUCGCUCGGCAGAACGUGAUGACCACGCCGAAUCACUUCGCGCUACAGGAGAGCAGUUCUAUCAGAAAGCGUUGGAGAGGCUCUCCUUACCUGGCGAUCGGAUUUUGACCACGCAAUGCUGGUUUCUUAGCGGGGUCUACCAGAUGUACAAGCUAAAUGCCGCUAGAGCAUGGAUGGACUUUUCUCGAGCCUCCGCCAUUCUGAGUCUCCACUUGCGACACAAGGAAGCAGCUGUGGGUAAUGAAUCGAACGGGGGGCAUUUAGAUUCGGCAGAGCUGAGCCUUUACUGGACAUGCUGGAAGUCAGAAUGUGACUUACGCGCGGAGCUCAACAUACCCGACUCGAUUUUAUGUGAGUUCAACGUAUCCGACGGGUACCCAAUACCCUCGUCCGUAAGCGCGACCGAUUCCGAAGCAGUGCUGUCCGGGACGCCAACAGACUCAGAAGACUUGUCACAUCUCUGGAAGUUAUCCACGUAUUACUACUUAUCAGAUGUUGCACUCAUGCGGGUAGAAGCGCAGAUACUUAACUUUAUGUACAGCACUAACGACUCGCAAUGGUCACCUGCCAAUCUAUCUUACAUGUGCCGGACAGCCGCGGAUCUCGAAUCCCAAAUAGAUCACUGGUUCAGAAACCGACCAUCCAUAAUCCACUUCGAAGAAUGGGACUCGGCACCCAGGUUUGAGCUGACGUACAACCUGCAAGCACGGGUUCUGCAGCUGAGAUCGUGGCUCUAUCGGCCAUUUGUAUACUACGCAAUUCAUCAUGACGAUGGGCAGAUUAAUGAGAACGAGGAGGCUAUGAAAUUUAUGCGGAAAGCUAUCGGGUGCAGUUUCCAUAUAAUCAACUCCAAGGCGACGCAGCACCGACAUCAUGGAACCUGGUUUGUCGCCCGCGGUGUACUCAGUUCAGCCCUCAUAAUAAUUGCAGCUGUCAAGGCGGACAAGGGACUCGUGGACUAUUUGGCAGAUUGGCCGGACUUGUUAGACCAGGCGAUAAGGUCUUUGACUCAUUGGGCUUCGGAGGCGCGGGAUCUGGCUUACGCGGCUGUUGUUCUUGCUAAUCUCAAGAAAAAGUUGUGUACUUAA
Aspergillus tubingensis is the source of this 1650-nucleotide messenger RNA. RefSeq names its product fungal specific transcription factor domain-containing protein. The record is from RefSeq and is a predicted model, not a curated record. The transcript is spliced from 5 exons. Gene Ontology annotation, biological process: DNA-templated transcription. Bases 1 to 1650 code for a protein of 549 amino acids. Lineage: Eukaryota; Fungi; Ascomycota; Eurotiomycetes; Eurotiales; Aspergillaceae. Gene Ontology annotation, molecular function: DNA binding; zinc ion binding.